Messenger RNA from Chinchilla lanigera (long-tailed chinchilla), 2170 nucleotides. It is a transcript of the gene Hsdl2, whose product is annotated as hydroxysteroid dehydrogenase like 2. The transcript is spliced from 11 exons. The record is from RefSeq and is a predicted model, not a curated record. NCBI's taxonomy places the organism in Eukaryota, Metazoa, Chordata, Mammalia, Rodentia, Chinchillidae. The coding region runs from base 236 to 1492 and encodes 418 amino acids. Gene Ontology annotation, cellular component: mitochondrion.
GGGCUCCGGAAGAGACAGCGGGUGAAACACGCCAAGCGCCAGGGACCCACUGUGUGCGCAGGCGCACUCAGCGAUCUCUUGCUUCUCUGAGAGCCCGUUCCCUUGCGGGCCUCGGGGGGCGGGGCAGGAGGCGUGUCCCGGGGCGUGGCCAGGGGAGGCAGAGUCCGCCUUCCGCUCUUCCCCUAGCCGCCGCGGCCGCCGCAGUUGUCGCUAGGUCUUGGGAUCUGGGGAAGUCAUGCUGCCCAACACCGGGAGGCUGACGGGAUGCACGAUUUUCAUCACCGGUGCAAGCCGUGGCAUUGGCAAAGCAAUUGCAUUGAAAGCUGCAAAAGAUGGAGCAAAUGUUGUCAUUGCUGCAAAGACCGCCCAGACACACCCCAAACUUCCGGGCACCAUCUACACUGCUGCUGAAGAGAUUGAAGCAGCUGGAGGAAAGGCCUUGCCAUGUAUUGUGGAUGUGAGAGAUGAACAGCAAAUCAGCACUGCAGUAGAGAAAGCAGUCGAGAAAUUUGGAGGAAUUGACAUUUUGGUGAACAAUGCCAGUGCUAUCAGCUUGACUAACACAAUGGAAACGCCUACGAAGAAGGUGGAUCUGAUGAUGAAUGUGAACACCAGAGGCACCUACCUGACAUCCAAAGCAUGUAUUCCUUUUUUGAAAAAGAGUAAAAUUGCUCAUAUCCUUAAUCUCAGCCCGCCACUGAAUUUAAAUCCAGUGUGGUUCAAACAGCACUGCGCGUAUACCAUUGCUAAGUAUGGUAUGUCUAUGUGUGUGCUAGGAAUGGCAGAAGAAUUUAAAGGUGAAAUUGCAGUCAAUGCCUUAUGGCCUAAAACAGCUAUACACACUGCUGCUAUGGACAUGCUGGGAGGAUCAGGUAUUGAAAGCCAGUGUAGAAAAGUUGAGAUAAUUGCAGAUGCUGCAUAUUCCAUUUUUAAAAAGCCAAAAAGCUUUACUGGCAACUUUGUCAUUGAUGAAACUAUCUUAAAAGAAGAAGGAAUAAAAAAUUUUGAUGUCUACGCAGUUAAACCAGGCCAACCUUUGUUACCAGAUUUCUUCUUAGAUGAAUAUCCAGAUGCAGUUAUGAAGAAAAGGGAAUCACAGGGUGCUGUUCCAGAAUUAAAAGAAGAGAAAUCACAGCCACAAGCAAAGCCACAUUCUGGACCUGUGGAAGAAACAUUUAGAAUUGUUAAAGAUGCUCUCAGUGAUGAUGUUGUAAAAGCCACGCAAGCCAUCUAUCAGUUUGAAUUGUCAGGUGAAGAUGGUGGCACGUGGUUUCUUGAUCUGAAAAGCAAGGGUGGGAAAGUUGGACACGGGGAGCCCUCUGACCGGGCAGAUGUGGUGAUGAGUAUGUCUACUGACGAUUUUGUCAAAAUGUUUUCAGGGAAACUAAAACCAACAAUGGCAUUCAUGUCAGGAAAAUUGAAGAUUAAAGGAAACAUGGCUUUAGCAAUCAAAUUGGAGAAGUUAAUGAGUCAGAUGCAUUCCAGACUGUGAAGGAAAAGGAAGAAAAAUGUGGACUGCUGUGCUAUAAAAAGUAAAGAAACUCAACAGUUAAAAUCGAACAUUUAUUGUCUUCCCCAUGGUAUUACAAGGAUAUGCAUGUUUGUUCUAAAAACAUAGAUUUUCUGUAUCUGUAAGACCUGAAAUUAUAAUCCAAAUAGCUAGCCAAACAUGGGCUUCAUUAAGUGGAAUUCUAAAACUUAUUUUUAUAGUUUGAGGGUUUUGCCCUCUUGGCCUAAUAUCUCAUCCUGUCUUUUUUCAGGAAAAUUAUGUGUUUUAUACGACCAAUCAGGGUAAAGCAGUAAAAUUAGCUGUUUACAACCCUGCUUCUCCUGUAAAAUAAGGCCAGCUUGUUUAAAGUUUUUUUAGUUUUGGAUCAGAUACUAAUGAGAAUUGUAAUGAUAAUUUGGAGUUUUAUAUACUUCUUUUAAUCUAUGUACAUUUCACAGAAAUCAUCUAAUAAACUGCUUAACAAAUACUACUUGUCAGAACGAAGCGAAAUCAAGUUUUUCAUUUUGUUAGCCACUUUCCCAAUGCAGUUAUCCAUAAGAAACUACAAUGUACUCCAAGUAAUUGCAGUGUGCAUCCUAUUCAUGAAUAUAUAAAUCACAUUCUGUCUUGCUAUGGAUUUGCCUAUUCUGGACAUUUCGUAUAAAUGGAAUCACAUAUGGC